This is a messenger RNA of Funneliformis caledonium, 144 nucleotides long. The record is from the annotation of a GenBank genome assembly. NCBI's taxonomy places the organism in Eukaryota, Fungi, Glomeromycota, Glomeromycetes, Glomerales, Glomeraceae.
AUGAGAAUGCAAUUGGAACUUAGCAAGACUAAGUUUAUUGUUCGUAUUAUUAAUACAGAAGAUAGUAUUAAACUAGGUUAUAUUUGUGAAUCUGAUGUGGCUGUAAAAGUUUAUUUCUCUGCUUCAGAAGUUCCUGAAUUUUAG